AAGCCUUUUAAAGAAGUUUCUAUCUCAAAAGAAGAAUAUUUUUUGUUAGCUUCUCACCACUUUUCUCACAACUUUCAUAUAACUCGUUAAAUAAGAUAUUGUUGGUCUUUGGGUAGCUUAAAUCUUCUCUGUCAAGUUGUAUUUUAUUCACCUGGCUUGCAUUUUCUUCAAGUUUUUGUCCUCCUUUUGAGUAUUUUGGUUUGUUAAAUGGUUUGUUGCCCUCCAACCUACCUCACAUCACAAUCAAAAGUUGGGUUUUUUCUGUUUGUGAAGACACCAUUAAGGGGCAUGUUUACCCUUUUGCCUCCAAAACACAGGUGUUCAUAGUCAAAGCCUUAAUCUUUCAUUCUUUCUUUCCUUCAAAGCCAAUCUUGAGGCUUAUGUCUAUCUGGUUAUCAACUAAAUUCCAGGACUGGCUGCUAUGACCUUUGCCACUUCCUCUUGAAUUCAUUCUCCCACUUCAGUUGAUUGCCUACGUAUUCUUGGAUGUUCAAUAGAUCUCGUUUUUUCAGAAGAUUUUGUGUUGCUACCUAAAAAAUAUAGAUCCUUGCGUCCUCUGCAGCACGGUUAUCACUGAAUCCUUGCCUGUUGCACAUAAGAAGAACCAAGAUUUAACUCUGUGUCUGUUUCCUUUUCUGUUUGAACAUAGCAGUCUUGAUGCGGACACGCAUCAAGUCUUCUCCUUGUCACAAAGGGAAGAUCUUUAAUGUCAAUUAUACCUUACUUUUGAAGGAAUUUGAAGUCGCUCAAUAAAAGCAAUCUAAGAAUUAAGUCUAUUGUCAGAGACGCAAACAAGCUUAUUCAAUGUAUUUGCAUCUUUACACAGACUGAUUCUCCACGGUCUAUAAUUCAGAAUUCGGUUCUCUUUCUGUUACAUGAGUGUUUCUAAAGCUAUGUGUAUAGGCUUGUAUCUUGUUGGUUGCUGUUUCUCCAACUGUUUUCCAUGACAUUGCUUGUCCCUGAAUGCAGACACCCAAUAAAUUUCAUCUGGAUUUCAAAUCUAAGGGGCUGCUCCAGUGACUCAAGCCUCGGGAUAUAUAUGAUACAACCAUCGCUCUUCAAAGCUGAGUUAAUUUAGAGAAAAAUCAUGUCUUUAGUUGGAUCUGCAGAACUCUCUGCCAGAGCAUACGGAAAUAAUAAGCUGUACUCACUGAAGGGGAGCAAUGACAACUCUGGUUUGUCUGCCCAAAUAUUCGGGCCUGAUAAACGGCAGAACAUGUAUAUGACCGAUUCUUACUCUUGUGAGAGUUAUGAGAAGUUCUUCCUUGAUUCCCCAACAGAAGAAUUAAUACAACCAUCAAGUUCUGACAUUUCAGGGAACUCAGCUCAUCCACAAGGGGCAUCUUCCUACCAGCCAAGAAAGAGUUCAGGUUCAACCAUGUUCCCUCAAGAUCCCUACAAUGCUUCUUUCAAUUUGACCACACCCUGCGAUGGCUAUCCAUUCAUUUCCGAGUCAGAUUACUUGGACAUUGAGAGCCCAUAUCAACUAGAUUAUGAUGAAUAUAAGAUGAAGUUAAAGCUUCAGGAACUAGAGAGAGCACUUCUAGAGGACAAUGAAGAGGAUGGCAUGUUUGGAAAUAGUCAAAGCAUGGAAAUGGAUGUAGAGUGGUCUGAUCCAAUCCAGAAUGGGAUGCUCCAUGAUUCUCCCAAGGAGUCAUCAUCUUCAGAUUCUAACCUAAGUAGCUUCAGCAGUAAUAAAGAAGUAUCACAGUUAUCACCUCGGACUCCCAGGCGACUGCUUUUUGAAUGUGCUAAUGCAAUCUCGGAGGGAAACAUUGAGAAAGCAUCGGCAUUAAUAAAUGAGCUCCGUCAAUUGGUCUCGAUUCAAGGAGAUCCUCCCCAGAGGAUUGCAGCCUACAUGGUGGAAGGACUUGCAGCUCAUAUGGCUGAAUCUGGAAUAUAUCUCUAUAAAGCUCUGAAAUGCAAGGAGCCUCCUUCUGAUGAUAGGCUUGCAGCUAUGCAGAUCCUUUUUGAGAUUUGCCCUUGUUUUAAAUUUGGAUUUAUGGCAGCAAAUGGUGCAAUGAUCGAAGCAUUUAAAGGUGAAAGGAGCGUUCAUAUAAUAGAUUUUGACAUAAACCAAGGGAGUCAAUACAUAACACUGAUACAAACACUCGCCAACCAGCCAGGUAAGCUGCCAAACUUGAGGUUAACCGGGGUUGAUGACCCCGAGUCAGUUCAACGACCUGUUGGUGGCCUGAGGAACAUUGGGCAAAGGCUUGAAAAGCUAGCAGAAGCACUUAAGGUCCCAUUUGAGUUUCAUGCGGUGGCCUCCAAGACUUCAGUUGUCAGUCCAUCCAUGCUGAACUGCAAGCCUGGGGAAGCACUUGUAGUGAAUUUUGCUUUCCAACUCCAUCACAUGCCUGAUGAGAGUGUUUCAACAGUAAAUGAGCGAGACCAGCUUCUUCGGAUGGCUAAGAGCUUGAAUCCAAAACUGGUCACUGUUGUCGAGCAAGAUGUGAAUACUAAUACUGCCCCCUUUUUCCCUAGAUUUACUGAAGCUUACAACUAUUACUCUGCCGUGUUCGAUUCUCUUGAUGCAACUCUCCCUCGAGAAAGCCAGGACAGGCUGAAUGUUGAGAAACAGUGUCUGGCACGGGACAUAGUAAACAUUGUAGCAUGUGAGGGAGAGGAAAGGAUUGAGAGGUAUGAGGUUGCCGGGAAAUGGAGGGCAAGGAUGAAGAUGGCAGGCUUCACUCCGCGUUCAAUCAGUCCUAGCGUGGUUGAUUUGAUUCGGAAACUCAUAAAGCAGUAUAGCGAUAGAUACAUGUUGAAGGAGGAAGUGGGUGCACUUCAUUUUGGGUGGGAAGACAAAAGUUUGGUUUUUGCCUCAGCAUGGAGGUAAUAGCUACCAUUUCGUUACUGGUUCAGCUGUGGCACUCGAGCAUUAGAGUAUAUAGAAUGUUUGUGUAGGUUUCAUGUGCCAAUAGUUUUGUGUGAUAAAACUGCAUACUGAUAUGUGAUCUUAUUAGCCGCAAUGACUUGCGAUUGUUUUGUAAAGUUCUUUUCCAGAAGUGAUGUCGUAGGUUAUCUAACAUUAUCCACUUCUCUUUUACUCCA
Messenger RNA from Populus nigra (black poplar), 3057 nucleotides. Its product is annotated as scarecrow-like protein 1. Gene Ontology annotation, cellular component: nucleus. The coding region runs from base 1088 to 2842 and encodes 584 amino acids. Gene Ontology annotation, molecular function: sequence-specific DNA binding; DNA-binding transcription factor activity. Gene Ontology annotation, biological process: regulation of DNA-templated transcription. The record is from RefSeq and is a predicted model, not a curated record. The transcript is spliced from 3 exons. Lineage: Eukaryota; Viridiplantae; Streptophyta; Magnoliopsida; Malpighiales; Salicaceae.